Felis catus (domestic cat) is the source of this 5608-nucleotide messenger RNA. RefSeq names its product solute carrier family 2 member 11 (gene SLC2A11). Gene Ontology annotation, biological process: monosaccharide transmembrane transport. NCBI's taxonomy places the organism in Eukaryota, Metazoa, Chordata, Mammalia, Carnivora, Felidae. The coding region runs from base 3903 to 5120 and encodes 405 amino acids. Gene Ontology annotation, cellular component: membrane. Gene Ontology annotation, molecular function: hexose transmembrane transporter activity. The record is from RefSeq and is a predicted model, not a curated record. The transcript is spliced from 11 exons.
UGUUUAUCCCAAGAAAUCAAGGAUGAAUUACCUUUAGAAACUUUAUUGAUGUAACUGAACUCAUAAACAGAGCGAAGCAGAAAACCCGUAUGAUCUCACAGACACAGAAAAAGCAUGCAACAGCUAGUCUUUUAUUUAUUGUGUUUUUCCUUAAAAAACGCAUGGUGUUUUUAGAAAUUUUUUAAAAGUUCAGGGCCGCCAAAACCAAACAAAAACCAGGCAGGAGCAGGAGAGAUACUGCAGUCUCCAUUCCGGUGUAAGUCCUAUCACAGCCUUUGCUCUGAUGGCUUCCUAAGGCCACUUUCAGGUAUGUGUUUCUAUGACCACAAAUAGCAUCUUUGGCAAGUCGGGUUUCGGCUUGGACUUUAUCCAACUCCUGGAUUCCAUGCAGGGCCUGAGAAGCCCUGAGAAAUAAAAAAUUAAUCAGGCCCGGUGGACCCUGUGGUUCUCCACCUCCAAAAGGGCCAGCCUCUCACGCAAUCAACCCGAGACGGGUUCUCUUCUCACUCCGAAUCACUGACUCUGCCAAGAUUGACAGAUGAGAUCGCUCCAGAGACUGGUUGGGUCUGCCCUUCGGUCUCUCCUAAUUUUGCCCCUCCUCUAGGGAAAGAGUGGGGACGUCGGUGUGGAAUCAAAGGUUGUGCGUGGUGACACGGGCCUCCCCGGGACUGGGGGCUCCCCGGCCACGGUGGUAGGCAGGGGGGCCCGAAAGGGGCAAAAGGAAGGAGGGCCCCGGUGGGUGGGCAGGGGGGCCUGAAAAGGGUAAAAGGAAGCGUGACAGAGGGGCCAAGCGGGCCAGCGGCGAAGGUCGGAGGGGGAACGAGGCAGGAACCGGCAGAGAUUCACUCCGCGGGAGGCCGCGGGCGAGAGGACGAGAGGCCAGGGCCAGGAUCGCGAGAGAAUCUGGAGCGCUCCGGUGACCUCGGACCAGAGCUCCCUUCUGGUUUGUGGAGAUGAGCCCCAGGCCUGGCCGACCAAGGAGUGUGUGGCUUUUCCGCCUCAAAACUACGGAAAGGGAGGGAAGGAGUAUGAACCGGAGCGGCGCUUACGGCCUCAGAGCCAGGUGACCUGCAGGAAACACCUCACACCUCACACUCCCUGUGCGCCUACGCAGGUGUCUCGGGCGCGCGCCUCGGACAGAGGUACACUUUGCACCAGCCUUCCGCUUACCAGAGCGCCCUCAACGCCCACUGCGCUUGCGCAUCCGCUUCUGCCUCGAAGAUAGCACACGCUGCUUCAACGCCUACGGCGCAUGCGCCAUGGCUUUGUGCUCUCCUUCUGAGAGCCUGCUGAAAUGACUGCACCGCCCUCCUCUCGGCGGGCGUGCGCUUCCACUCCGCUCGCCUGUGGCAGCGGCCGUCCUGAGCCGAGAAGCUGGCUAGCUCAGGCCCCUGUUGCUGCGAAUGCUGGAGAGAUGUGUACGUGCUUGAUGCCCGCCUGAGAUUGGGAAAGAUCUGAAUUCCGAAACACGCCCGGCCCAGAUUUAGGGCAGUGUCCUGCUCCUGACCAUCUGUGCGGCUGGCAUUGGUGGGACUUUUCAAUUUGGCUACAACCUCUCCAUCAUCAGUGCCCCGAUGUUGCACCUGAUGCUGACCUGACCCAUGUUGAUGUUCAGUGGUGCCCAUGGAAAAGGUGAAUCUUCCAGCCCAUUGAUAAAAACUGGCCUGUAACUUAAAUCAGAAGGGUGAGUGUCCUGUCCCAUAGCUGGGAAGGUUGUGGGGCUGCACACUGUAGGUGCAGGGGAAAGAGCUGCAGGAAGCAGGUCCCAGGACAGAAGUGCAGCUGUCUUCUCCCUGCCUGUCCUGUUCCCUCUACCCUCCUCAUUCAGUGACAAGAGGGCAACUGUACCAGACUGACUUCCUGCCAGUUGGAAACCCCCAAAGGAAAGUCCUCCCUAGUAGUUCCAGCUGAAAGGUCUGGGAAGAGUCCGAUUGGCUGAUUUGGAUCAUAUUCAGGCCAGCCAAUCAUGUGAUCAAGAGGUGGAGCCCUCCCAUUGGCCAGUCUGAGUCAGAUGACCACCUUUGGACAGGACAGGCUGUAACUGGGGAUGGGAGAGAAGUCCCCAAAGGAAGAGAGGAUAGCCUAGCAGAAGCCAGGGUGGGACCACAUUCUGGGCAGAAACAGUGAUAGCAGCCCAAUGCCUUAAAGAAAGGAUGAAAUUCAGGGCUUAGAAAGGGAGGUCUGAGCUAGCUGUAUUUGCUUGUUUAUUUGUUCAUUCAACACACAUGUGAGUGCCCACUUCACAGUACACUUACAGGCUGGAGAAGGAUCCACCUGCAACAGGCACUCUUGGGCUUUAUCUCCCAUGGGCCAUCCCCAGCCUCCCAAAAUAGGACUUUCUUGGCCUCAGAGGCUCCUCCUAAUCCCCUGGAUGGUCAUUCUUGAGGAGUUUCCGCCAAGGGACAGGGAGGCUUGCCCUGGUCCUAGCUCCCCUGGACAGUCUUUCCCCCAGAGGGAGCUGGCGGGUGCUAGGCUUGACAGCCAUUACCCUGAGCUGGCCUGAGCAGAGGAGAGCUGUCCCGACCCUUAAACUCACUGUCCUCCUCAGGUCCUCCCUCACAUCCUGUUGGGAGGCCUGAGAUCAGCCAGACACUGACAUUUCAUCUCUAAGCAAGUGAAGUAUGCCCGGGUCUUGCCCAAGUGCAAUCCUUCCUAACCAUUUGGCCUCCAUUCACUUCCCUGAAACUGAAGCUCUGGGGGUGGGGCCCUGGGGUGUCCUAACUACCUGGCUUCAGCCCUGACCUGUGGCUGAAGCCGUGGGCAAGUCCUUCCACUUCCCCAGGCCUAGUGCCAGUCUAAACAGUGAACACAGUAAUGUGUAUCUAACAGAGUACUUCUUUUUUUUUUUUUUCAACGUUUAUUUAUUUUUGGGACAGAGAGAGACAGAGCAUGAACGGGGGAGGGGCAGAGAGAGAGGGAGACACAGAAUCGGAAACAGGCUCCAGGCUCUGAGCCAUCAGCCCAGAGCCUGACGCAGGGCUCGAACUCCCUGACCGCGAGAUCGUGACCUGGCUGAAGUCGGACGCUUAACCGACUGCGCCACCCAGGCGCCCCUAACAGAGUACUUCUAAGGGCUGUGAAAAUUGGGGUCCCAAGGAAAUGAGUGGCACACUCCAGAUAAACCAAGCAGGUUUAGAUACCACAAGGGAUGAUUUACAAAGGUUGAGUGGGGCAGAGACAACACACAAGACCAGGGAGAGUCCAGUAACGCCAGAGUCAUUACUACUCCUACCCCCAAAGGGACUCUUGGAAGGAGUCUGGAAACUGGAAAGAAAGAGCCAUAUGGAGUAGGACCCCUUGAGAGGAGCAGUGACCUUUGGUUGAGUGUCACAGCCAGCCUGGGGUGACCUGGGAACAAACACCCCUUCUGCCUCUCUCUGAUGCCCUGCUGGUGCUCACCAUUGGCCAAGUCCAAGUCCAACAGAAAGCCAGUCAGCAAGGAGCCCCCUGAUGCAGGUGGAUUCUUGGACCAAAAGCAGGAGGACAAGGGGUGAAGUGGACUCUGAAGGGCAAACAGAGACUGUUCCUGCCCCCUGGCUGGGGAGCAGUAUUGCUCAGGACUUGGUGCCUGCUCUGCAGAGGCAGAGCCCUGUGGAGGGGAAGGCCUAUUGUAUCCAGCCUGUCCCUGGGAAGUUGACCGGUAUCUCUGUCCACAGCCCAUCCAGGAAUUCAUCAAUGAGACAUGGCAGGUGCGUACUGGCCAGCCACUGCCCGACCACCUAAUUCUGCUUGUGUGGUCCCUCAUCGUGUCUCCGUACCCCCUGGGGGGCCUCUUUGGAGCACUGCUUGCUGGGCCCCUGGCCAUCAUAUUGGGAAGGAAGAAGUCCCUCCUGUUGAAUAAUAUCUUUGUGGUGGCCACAGUGACCCUGUUUGGCUUCAGCCACAGACCAGGCUCCUUUGAGAUGGUCAUGCUGGGAAGGCUGCUCUUGGGAGUCAGUGCAGGUGUGAGCAUGAAUGUCCAGCCCAUGUACCUAGGGGAAAGCGCCCCCAAGGAGCUCCAAGGAGCUGUGGCCAUGACCUCAGUCAUCUUUACUGCCCUAGGGAUUGUGAUAGGCCAGGUGGUUGGACUCAGGAAACUCCUGGGGGACCCACAGGCCUGGCACCUGCUGCUGGCCAGCUGCCUGGUGCCUGGGGUGCUCCAGCUUGCUUUCCUCCCUCUGCUCCCUGAGAGCUCGCGCUACCUCCUCAUUGACCGUGGAGACAUGGAGGCCUGCCUGGCAGCGCUGCAGCGGCUGCGGGGCACCACGGAGGUGGCGGAGGAGUUGGCUGAGCUGGAAGAGGAGCGUAUCUUCUGCCAGGGCCGGCGUGCCCUGCGCCCAUGGGAGUUGUUCCAGGAUCGCGGGCUGAGGAGACAGGUGACAAGCCUCAUGGUCCUGGGCAGUGCCUUGGAACUUUGCGGAACCAACUCGGUGAGGCUCCCCGCUGCGUCCUUCAACUGGUUGGGGGUGGGAGGGCUGCAGACCACAGGCAGCUGGCAGCCCACCCCUCUGCCCCCCUGUCCAGGUGUAGCCUACGCCUCCUCCGUGUUCCGGCAGGCCGGGAUCCCCGAGGGGAAAGUCCAGUAUGCUAUCGUGGGGACUGGGAGCUGCGAGCUGCUCGUGGCCUGUGUCAGUUGUGCAGUGAUAGAGAUGGUGGGCCGCCGGAAGCUGUCGAUAGCGGGGUAUGGUCUGAUGGCCUGCUGUGGAAGUAUCUUUACAGUGGCCUUGUGCCUGCAGAGCCCCCUCCCCUGGAUGCCCUACCUGGCCAUGUUCUGCGUCUUUGCCUUCAUCCUCAGCUUUGGCCUUGGCCCUGCCGGAGUGACAGGGAUUCUGGCCAUGGAGCUCUUUGACCAGAAGGCCCGGCCUGCUGCCUCUAUGGUCUGCCGGGUGCUCAUGUGGACCAUGCUCUUCCUGGUCAGGCUGGGGUUUCCCUUCAUCAUGGAGGGCUUGUCCCACUUUCUUUAUGUGCCUUUCCUGGGUGUUUGUGUCUGUGGGACCAUCUGUACUGGCUUCUUCCUUCCCAAGACCAAAGGCAAGACCUUCCUGGAGAUCUCUGAGGAACUUCACAGACUCAACUUCCCUAGGCAGAGCCAGGGCCCUGAGUGGCUGGGCCCGGAAGUCAUCCAGGCCACAGAGCUGUAGUUCUGUAGGUGUGGUGGGCUCCAGAUCCAGCGGCAGCUCUCUUCUUUGCUUCCUGCCCAGGGUCCCAGCCCUCUGCGUUCCCUCCUUCCUGCAUUCAUUUGUUUAAUGAGUGCCCAUGUAGCACCUACUGCAUGCAGGCUUGGUGCUAGGUGCUUAGCAAUCUGUGGUGAGCCAGAGAGAUGGGAUCAGGACCUACUGGUGCUCCCCAUCUAGAGGCAGUUAACUAACAGGCAACCAAUCAAAACAUUAUUGCAAACUUGGAGAAAUGCAGUAGGAGAAAAUACAGAUUAUGAAGUGAGUGCAUACUAGGGAACCUGGCCUAUCUGAGGAGGGUGGUCAGAAAAGAAUUUUCUGGGGGUACUUGGCUGACUUGGUCAGUAGAGCAUGCAAUUCUUAAUCUUGGGGUUGGAAGUUUGAGCCCCAUGUCAGGUGUAGAGAUUACUUAAAAAUAAAAUCUAAAAAAAAAAUAUUUUUUUUUCUGAGGAACU